Molecule: messenger RNA, 2104 nt
Organism: Mya arenaria
Lineage: Eukaryota; Metazoa; Mollusca; Bivalvia; Myida; Myidae
Exons: 3
Coding region: 979-1854 (291 amino acids)
Biological process (GO): DNA integration; DNA recombination
Molecular function (GO): DNA binding
Source: RefSeq, a predicted model, not a curated record
UAAAAUGUAUAAUUAUAAAUGCUAAAAUCUUAACAAGUUAAGUGUAAUUUAUCUAUCAUUAAUACACAUGUUACUAUAUAUAGUAACAUUUUAACGUUGUCAGAAUAGUCAUUAUCGGCGCGGCGGGACCAUAAUCAUCAAAAUUGAUAAUAGCCCCGGGGCUAUUAUCAGUCACGUGACCGAUAAUGACCCUGCGAUUGUCCGCACGUGCAACGUGACGCAAUUUCACGUUGUUGAAGAUGGCUGACAGAGUAGACAUGGGUGAACAUACGCUCGAAAAUUUAGCCAACAGGCUACUUCAGCUGGAUUCUGCCAUCGAAAAAAAUAAACAUUUCACUGAGCCACAAGCCCGGAAAUUCAUUGAAGCAAAGAAAAACAAGGCUACAGUAACAAAAACAAGGAGUGACAUGAAAAAGGUGAACGAUUGGCUGAAUGAUGACGGCGAGACCCGCCAGAUCAAAGACAUUCCACCAAAGGAGCUAGAUAUUCUUCUAUCCAGAUUCCUGCUCAGUGUCAAGAAGACCAAGCUUUCGGCAGAGGCGAAUGGCCCCGCUGCAACCAACUUCGAGCCAUCUACCCUGCGUGGCAUCUUGUCAAGUGUAAAGAGACACCUGUCCGAGAAUGGUAGGCGUAUUUUUGUUUGUUAUUAUUAUCUAAAACAACUAAAGUUAAUAUAUAAACACCUUAAUAGUUAUAUAUAGUUGCCUAUAAUUUUAUGCACAGACUUUUGAUUAUUUUAAUCAUAAUCAACUCGUUUUGCAGAGUACGAAGGCGAUGUCAUGGGCGUAAAAAGAGUUCAAACUCACAAGGGACACGCUAAAAGCGAAAUGCGUGGACUUGAAAGAAAAGGGACUUGGCAACAAAAAACAGAGAGCCGAUCCCUUCACUUCCUCAGCGAUUCAACAACUCUACGAAAAGGAACUUCUUGGAGCCGCCUCUCCAAUUUCCCUCACAAAUACCAUUUGGCUUAACAACACCAUGCACCUUGGAUUGCGAGGAAGACAGGAGCACUUGACCAUGUUGUGGGGGGACUUGGAAUUAAGCCAGACCUCCGAUGGUGUGAGUUACUUGGCCUUCACGGAGAGGGCGACAAAAACAAGAAACGGAGUUGCUGGUGACCACAGGCAAUAUGUACCUAAGCUCUUUGAACAGCCAGGAGACCCAAACUGCCCUGUAAGGUUAUAUCAGCUUUACAAGGAAAAGAGACCACCUCAGAUGUCCGCCCCAGAAACAAGGUUUUAUGUAGCCCUGAAUCCAAAUUUUGGAAAGGGAACAGAAUCAAAUGAUCUCUGGUUCAUCAACCAAAACCUGGGAAAAAAUAAAUUGGGACAACUGGCCAAAACCAUGAGUGAGCAGGCUGGAUUUCAGGCUAGGCAUGUUAAUCACUCUGCAAGAAAAACAUGCAUUACAAAUUUGCUGGAUGCCGGUUGUUUCCCCACUGAGGUGGCACAGCUGACUGGUCACAAAAAUCUGAUGUCUCUAAAUCAUUACCAUACAAACAAUAUAGAAAAGCAGCAAAACAUGUCCAAUAUUCUUCACAUGUGUAAGAGAAAAGAACCAGUGACAAAUCCAGAACCAGAACCAGUUACUAGCAUGGAGGAAUUUGAUGAUGAUGACAAUCAGGAACUUGUAGCAGCAUCCCAGGAAAUUGAGCAAGCGCUAUCCUCCAUCCAAACAUAUGAAGAGAUUCCUGUAAGAAAACCAACACAUGAUGAAGCUGAACAAGUUUUAGACCUUCCCAUUAAACAAAGCCCAGGUGGAACACUGACCCUGCAAAAAAUUAUGAAGGACACUCAGUCACUGUUUAAUGGCUGCACCUUUAAUGGGCCUAUCAGCAUUAAUUUGAGAAAUUAGGAACCAUACAGUAUGCAUGCAUAACUGGUACUGCCUCCUUAAGUUGUAGGCACUGGAAUGAGUGAACAAAGUUAUUCUGCAUACAUGUUUUAUUCCAUUCAUCCACUGUUAUUAUUAUAUUGUUUUUAUUUCACAUGUUUUUGGGUUGAAAAAUGUUCUUUUAUCUUCACUUCCUGUGAAAUAAAUGUGUGCUACAUGUAUUUUAUUUCAAUUUGCUUUUCCAGUAUCGGCAUAUCGACAGACUACUGAA